AUGGCCAGGAAACGUAAGGGAACGCAGCAAGACGACGGCGCGGCGGCCGGCGCCGGCCAAGUCAAGUCUGCCCAAGCCAAGGCUCAAGACGACCAAGUCAUGGCGACAAACAGCAGCAGCAUCGUCUCCAAGCGCAGCGUCGAGAAGCUCUACCACGCCGAUGAGCCGCCCUUCUUCCGCUAUUUUGUGCCCAAGUUCCAGCGCCGCGCCCCGCUCAUCAACCGCGGCUACUGGCUACGCUUGCGGGCAGUCGACGUCUUAGUGCGCAACUUUUUGCGGACCCUCCGGCGGCCGCGGCAGCAGCAGCAUCAGCAGCAUGGGCGGCCUGAGGAAGGAGGGGAGGAUGAGGAGGAUGAGGAGGAGGAGGAGGAGAGGGAGAAGAGGAAGAGGGGGAGGAAGGGCGUUGUCGUCAAUCUGGGUUGUGGCAGUGACGUCCUCCCGUGGCAAUGCCUUACCCGGUACCCCGAGGACUGCGCCGGCGUCAAGUUUGUGGACGUCGAUUUCCCAGACCUGAUCGAGAGGAAGAGGCGGACUGUGCUGGGUACGCCGGAGCUGCUGAGGGCGUUUACCGGGGUGAAGGAGGCUUCCGCCUCAAUCGCACCGAUUGCCUUUGAGAGCGAGCAGUAUGUCCAGAUCGGGUGCGACCUAAGAGACCUGGGGACCCUGCAGAAAGGGCUGGAAGCCGCGGUAGGGGAUCUCUCGGAAUGUGACUUCAUCUUUGUCGCCGAGGUGUCCAUCACCUAUAUGGAGAGGGAGGGGGCCGACGAGGUGAUCUGGUGGGCUUCAACCGUCGGAAAUGCCGAGUUCGUACUCUUGGAGCAGAUUCUCCCCGACGGCAGCCAGCAUCCCUUCGCCUCAACCAUGCUCACGCACUUCGACAAGCUCAACACGCAGCUGAAGUCGGUCAGCAGCUACCCAACUGUCGCCGAUCAGUACGAGCGCUUCUCUUCCCGCGGCUGGGACUCGGUCAACGUUCGGACACUGUGGCAAGUGUGGGCCGACGAGACCUUCCUGUCCCGGUCCGAACGCCUUCAGCUGGACGAGAUCGAGGAGUUUGACGAGUGGGAGGAGUUUGCCCUCUUUGCGAGCCACUAUUGCCUCGUCCACGCAAAGGUGGGGAGCGACGCGGCCGCGAUACCAGCCCCGUCGCUGCCCGUCAGUGCGGAGAUUCCCGCCGAGCCGACAGAAAUGCGCUUCAACGAGUGCCCGGGGGUCAAGGGCCAACGACGGUUUGCGGCGGCGAUGUGGCUGUCUCCGGGCGGAUCUGAUGAGCAAACACAGUUGUCGGUACUCAAUGUCUUGGGACUUGGCUCCAAGAGCCGGCUUCAAUCAUGCGACGUCUUCCGGCAGGGGGGCUUGGAUGGCAAAGAGCCACUCACGUUCGGAGGGGGAGGUCCAACGGCAAGGAUGUGUCAUUCAUUGACGGACCUUGGCGGGAACGAGGUGCUGUUGGCAGGUGGGAGAGGUCGACCUUGCGAUCCGCUGAAGGACUGCUGGCUCUUCGACAAGGAGACAAAGACAUGGAAACAGACACAUGAUCUUCCCACACCCCUGUACAGGCACUCGGUCACAGCCCUGGGUCGCUCGGGUUUGGCCUUGCUUGUUGGUGGCAGGGGCGAGAUGGCGUUCGGCGGCUGUCUUGUCUACCAUCCCGAGGCCGGGUGGGUGGACUGCGAUAUAGUCGGCGAGAAGCCGGCUGCGGUGUAUGGAGCGGUACUUUCUUGCAGCGGCGAGAGUUCUGGAGGUGUCUUCAAUGGCGUGUAUGCCGGCGGUCUCGAGGAUUCCCUCAUCUCGGACCAGAUCAUGUACUGGGAAGCGGACAAACCAACUAUCAAAUUCCGUCCUAUGAGCAUCACCGGAAUUUUGGGAACAGACGCUGAAAGGCGCCUCUUGACACGAUUUGGCGCAACCGGUCUUCAGCACGGCGAUGUGCUUGUUCUGCUGGGCGGCGUAGCUCGGGACCAUCUGCUGACUCGUCGCGAUGAGGUCCUCUUGUGCUCCGUAUCCAAAGGUGAGCUCACUGUCACUUGUCAACUGACAGUCGAGUCCUCGGGCGCGCAAGGAUCAGCACCACGACCUCUUUUUGUUGGGCACUCGGCCGUGUUGCUGCCAGACGGCAGCGUCGUGGUGGUCGGAGGCGGAGCCACGUGCUUCUCCAUGGGUACCUUCUGGAAUAAGGGGGUAUAUACCAUCCGCAUUCCAGGGCUGGGGACUGCGGAAGCGAGAGUCUCUCCGUCGUUGCCUCAAUGGGUUUACGAAAAGAGUAUCGACAUAGCUCCGACCCAACGCAGUCUGCCAGUCCCCACCAAGAACCAGCAGAGCGGCGAACCCGCUCAAAUCACGGCCAUCCCCAGGUUGAAGCUGAAGUCAGCGGGUGAUUUCCUCGAGAUCGUGCGCGAAGGGCGACCGGCAGUACUAGAAGGGUUGGACCUGGGCCGCUGCGUAUCCACAUGGACUCUGGAGUACCUCGUCGACAGGGUCGGGUCAGAUCGCAAGGUUGUCAUCCACGAAGCUGCGACGCAGGCCAUGGAUUUCACGACCAAGAACUUCCGCUACGUCACGACCGAGCUCGGCGAUUUUGUACGAAAGGUGAAACAGGGCGAGAGGGUGUACCUAAGGGCGUUGUCGCACGAGAAGCCGUCCGAGAGGCCGGCGAUGUUGGCGGACGACUUCCCGGCGUUGGCUGCUGAUUUUCUGUUGCCUCCCGAGCUCUCACUCGUCGAGGAGAGCUUGUUCAGUUCCGUGUUGAGGCUGUCUGGGCCGGUGAAUAUGUGGCUACAUUACGACGUCAUGGCGAAUGUCUACUGCCAGAUUGGCGGUUCGAAGCGACUUCUCCUCUUCCCUCCGUCGGACGUCGAGCGUUUGUCCUUCGCGCCUGGAGCGUCCAGCUCCAGCGUGGAUGUUUUCUCGUCGCUGGGCUCACCCGAGCUCGCUCACACUCAUCCCCAAGAAGCAGUGCUAUCUCCAGGAGAGGUGCUGUUCUUGCCUCCCCUUUGGCUUCACACUGCGACGCCGACCUCGAAAGAGAGCAUCGCAGUGAACGUUUUCUUCAAGGAUCUCGAUAGUGUCCAUUACGCCGCCGGCCGGGACGUGUACGGCAAUCGCGAUCUCGCCGCUUACGAAAAGGGGAGGCAGGACAUUGCCCGCAUCGCGAACAGCUUCAAGAAGUUGCCAGCCGAAGCACGAGAGUUCUAUUUGCUGAGGCUAGCAGACGAGCUCCGUGAAAAGGCACGCGGAUGA
Thermothelomyces thermophilus ATCC 42464 is the source of this 3240-nucleotide messenger RNA. RefSeq lists its product as uncharacterized. Bases 1 to 3240 code for a protein of 1079 amino acids. Gene Ontology annotation, molecular function: protein binding; tRNA methyltransferase activity. The transcript is spliced from 7 exons. Lineage: Eukaryota; Fungi; Ascomycota; Sordariomycetes; Sordariales; Chaetomiaceae. The record is from RefSeq and is a predicted model, not a curated record. Gene Ontology annotation, biological process: tRNA methylation; wybutosine biosynthetic process.